GUAUUGCAAAAGAAGCAUAGAUCAAAGUACCAUGAUGCAAUUAUCCCAUCACUAACCCUCCCCCACCACACCACACCCCUCCCAUCUUGACCUCUGCAUCACCACCACCAUCACCACCAUCCCAGCUGCUAAGCACUCUUCCUCAAUCCUCAUACCCAAUAAUCAAUCAAAAGCUCACCAAAAUCUAUCUGGGCUUUACUCGAAUGACGAUGAUGAGCUGUUGCGUUCCCUCUCGCGACGCAUCCGAUCGCUUCCCGUGCCUCUCCGAUCCCGUUAGAAGAUCUACGUUGUGUUUGCGAUUGGCGUUGGUGACGCUGCAUCUAAUCUUUGUCGGUUUUAUUUUCAUUUUUAAUCAAGAAUUCAGAGAUAAUAUAAAAGAGCAGCCUUUGUAUACGUCGAUGUAUUUGUUGUUGGUUGUUGUGACAUUAGCUCAGUAUUUCUUUACCUCUGGUUCUUCUCCAGGGUACGUGCUUGAUGCGAUGAGAGAAUUUGCUAAGACAGAAGCGUCGUUAAGGGCAUCGGAAGUAUCAAAACAACCUGCUUCAAGUAAAAAUGGGAAUGUAGUUGUGACUAUAGACAGAAACCGGUCGGGAGAACAUCUUGUAGGGAAUAACCCGAUGAAUUGGACAAAGAUGGUGAUGGACAUGUACCCACCUGGAACAUCUGUCAGGACUUACACCUGCUCUUACUGUAAUGUUGUGCAGCCUCCAAGAGCAAAGCAUUGCCAUGAUUGUGACAAAUGCGUACUUCAAUUUGACCAUCAUUGCGUUUGGCUUGGAACAUGUAUCGGCCAGGGCAACCAUUGUCGAUUUUGGUGGUACAUUCUUGAGGAAACAGCCUUGAGUAUUUGGACUGGCAUUUUGUAUAUUAAGUACCUACAAGCGUCAUUUGAUAAAGCAUGGUUGGUGGAUGUUAUUAUGAUUAUUCUGCUGUCUAUUUUGUCGAUCGCGUUGAUAUUUCUUCUCCUUCUUCUACUAUUUCAUAGCUAUCUAGUUGUGACAAAUCAAACAACCUAUGAGCUUGUGAGACGCCGGAGAAUACCAUAUAUGAGAAAUAUCCCAGAAAGAGUAUAUCCGUUCAGUAAAGGUGCGUGCAGAAACUUGUACAACUUUUGCUUUGCAAGAACAAGCAUAUACGCAAUGGAACCGCUUCCAGGUGCACAAGAGCUAGAGCAGAUGUCGGUACCAUAUACAUGUUUAGACGUCAUAUCGUGUAGAUGUUGUUGCUGAACUUAUUACUUAUGUUCAUAUCAUUUUAAACAAGGGUAUGUUGUGCUAGUACUAGUAUCUGACCACAUGAUUGCUUGUUUUGCGACUUUGUUAUGAUCAUCGUGUUUAAUCAAGAGACAAACUGAAAUAUACCGGCAUUAGAUUUGGCCUUCGGGCUCAAUUUGUUUUCUUGUU
Molecule: messenger RNA, 1403 nt
Organism: Helianthus annuus (common sunflower)
Lineage: Eukaryota; Viridiplantae; Streptophyta; Magnoliopsida; Asterales; Asteraceae
Product: protein S-acyltransferase 10
Exons: 11
Coding region: 204-1229 (341 amino acids)
Biological process (GO): protein targeting to membrane; peptidyl-L-cysteine S-palmitoylation
Cellular component (GO): Golgi apparatus; endoplasmic reticulum
Molecular function (GO): protein-cysteine S-palmitoyltransferase activity
Source: RefSeq, a predicted model, not a curated record